UAGGUUUUCUCUCUUCAACAGAGAUGCCUCUGACUCCCGGUUCGAGUGUUCCCGUCAGGGAUAUUACCGGGACCCUGCUGAUUGCUCCCAGUUUUACCGGUGCGUCAAGUUCAACCAGUAUAUCGACGACUUCACCGUGUUCGAGUACUCCUGCCCGAAUGGUCUUGUGUUCGAUGAUCGCUGGGAGAUCUGUGCCUGGCCCUCAGCAGCACCUCCCUGCGAUGGCUCCUCUGAGAUCUUCCCUGUACCCAGCAGGAAGUUCGUAUGUCCAGGUGAAGGAUACUUCACAGACCCGGAGAACUGUCGUUGGUUCUUCGCCUGCAGAGACUACUAUGGCAAUGGCACUUAUACGCAGUAUGAAUUUAGGUGCCCAUUCGGUCUUGCUUAUGACGAAGCUAAUGGGAUUUGUAACUGGCCUUGGCUGGUGGGGUCAUGUGGACUGAGCGGUGAAGCUCGGGGAAGGUAUGAUGGUGUAGCUGCUGGUGCUGUUCCUGUCCGUGUGGACUCAAUAGCUGGAGGAGGGUUCGGCAGAGGUAAGACCAUCGUCAGUGGUGGUGUAGCGCCUCAAACUCUUCAAGAGAGGAACAAGGAAAGCUGCAUAGACUGCAGUAGCUCUGUCGAAAUGUCAAUUGGAGGCAAGGGCGUGUACGACGUGGACAAAGGUAUCAUCGUCUCUGCUGAACUAAGUAACGAGAGACUCUCCUACAGAGAGUACAAGUCAUCUGAACAGUCAACAUUCUCUGGCACCAAAUCAAGAGGACAUUCUCGUGGGCGAGGGAAACAGAGUGGCAGCAGUGGUGCUACUAACACACAUGGCUUAGCUUCACCUCAGUUUGGUGGCCGUGGAGCUUCCUCAGACGAUCAAGCUGCUCAGGGCCACGAUUACUCACAAACCUUACAAGCUUCAGCUGCCUCUAUCUCCAGCAGUGGACGUUACAGCGGCCAAGGAACACCAGUAACCACCGCACCUGCUUAUAAGUACAGUGCUCCAAGUGCUGAUGUUCUUCCCGGCUCACCAGCGCCAGCCAUCUCUGGAUACGAUUACUCGAAACCACAGCAGUCUCUCCGUCCCUCAUCUCGUCGUCCUGCAUCUUCCCGUCGUCCUGCAUCUUCCCGUCGUCCCGCAUCUUCCCGUCGUCCCUUCACUUCACAGACAGAUUCACCGUCGUCAAUCGCUGCUGCCGCACCUGCUGCUCCUUUCAGCCAUACUUCCAGACCUUCCUCUCGAAGACCAUCCAUUUCCUUCUCUCCAGAACCUGUAGCCCGACCCACGACUGGGAGCUCUGCUCCAGACUCAUCUCAAAGCUUGGGUACUUCUAGUACUGGUUACUCAUAUCCUCAGCCAAGCACUUCCCUCGAUUUAACACACUCCGUCUCCGUCUCAAGACCGUCACUAGUCACAUCAGCUCCAGCGGCAUUCCCUCCCAAGAUAUCUCACGCCCAGGCUUCUUCCUCAGGAUUCCAGGGCAGUUUCUCCUCAUCCAGUACGACAACUGGCGGCUUCGUUCCAGGCAUUUCUCAGCCCAGACCGACUGCCACUUCACAUUCCCACAGCGCAUUCCCUGAUGAGAGCUCUGACGAGUCCAAUGAAAUUGGCUAUAGCUUCCCACGACCAGGGUCUUCGGCCUCACCCUCACGCCCAACUUCCGGAGGCUUUACUUACACUUCUCCAUCAAACACAGUUAGGGCUGGGAGUUCAUCCAAUGGGGGACUGUCGAGGACAUCGUCUUCUUUCCCCGGAUCUUCGCCACGUCCCACAACACCAUCCUUCCCUCCUGGAUCACCGUCAAGUGAAGAGGAUUCAACCAGCGGAUACUCGUACCAGACUCCAGCUAACCCCUUCGCUCUUGUGACUCAACCAUCAGCCCAGUUGUCGCCGCGUCCAACCUCCGCUCCCACUUAUAGAACCCCAGCUCGCCCAACUCCAACCCCCAGGAUCAGGUCACAGCGUCCACCUGCGAGUACUGUCGCUAUCGGUUCAACCCCAGCUUCGCCUGAACCACCGAGGUUCAGGCCGACUCCGACACCCACUCAGGUCAAGCCUACCUCUGGGUAUGCCUACGAGGAGCCUUCUAGCCCAUUCGGUUCAACUUCUGGCUUUGCAGGCUCCUCUUUCAGCCAUAUAUCUGGCUCUUCUAGUCUUGCACCUGGUUCAGCUGGCCUCUCAGCUGGUCUCUCAGAUGGUUCACUGGGGCACUUCUCUGGUUCCUCAAUCCCCUCUUCUGGCCAAGCUUCUGGUUCCACGGACUAUUUUUCUUCUGGAACGUUAGGGCUCUCUGCUGGUUCUUCAGGACUGUCAGCUGGUUCUUCAGGACUGCCAUCUGGUUCUUCAGGAUUGUCAGCUGGUUCUUCAGGAUUGUCAGCUGGUUCUUCAGGAUUGUCAGCUGGUUCUUCAGGACUGUCAGCUGGUUCUUCAGGACUGCCAUCUGGUUCUUCAGGAUUGUCAGCUGGUUCUUCUGGAUUGUCAGCUGGUUCUUCAGGACUGUCAGCUGGUUUUUCAGGCCAUUUCUCUUCUGGUUCUUCAAGACUGUCAGGUGGUUCUUCAGGACUGUCAGCUGGUUCUUCAGGCCAUUUCUCUUCAGGACUGUCAGCUGGUUCUUCAGGCCGUUUCUCUUCAGGACUGUCAGCUGGUUCUUCAGGCCAUUUCUCUUCAGGACUGUCAGCUGGUUCUUCAGGCCGUUUCUCUUCUGGCUCUUCAAAACUGUCAGCUGGUUCUUUAGGUCACUCAGUUGGUUCUUCAGGCGUCUCAGCUGGUGCUGCCCACUUUUCUUCAGCUUCCACAAGCCAGGUCUCCGGGUCUUCGGGUUCUCCGGCCUCCGGGUACCUGUAUGAACCUCCGGAAGGAGGCAAAGCCUUCAACCCCUUCAGUCCGGAGGCUUCUGGAAGCUCUGGCAGCAGCAUCCAGUCCCUCGGAGGCCGCCACACCACCAAGGUCAGAGGAUCGAAAGCUGACGGAUCAGAUAGUGCUGCCGCUAGUGGAUCACGUGACACCUUUGGUAUUAGCAGUGGAUCAGCAGGGAGCGGUGGAUCAGGAGGAAGAGGAUCAAGUGUCAGCAGUGGCUCACGAGGUACAAGUGGAGUGAGCCACUUUGGCAUUAGUGGUGGAUCAGGUGGCUCUGGAGGCAGUGGAUCAGACGACAGCAGUGAAUAUGGAACCACUGGUGAAUCAGGGGACAGUGGAUCAAGUGGCACAAGUGGAGUAUUUGGAAGCAGUGGAUCACGAGGUACAAGUGGAGUGAGCCACUUCAGUAUUGGUGGUGGAUCAGGAAGCGGAUCAGUUGACAGCAGUGGUGCUUCUGGAAGCACUGGAACAGGUGGAAGUGAUGGAAGAAGUAGUGGAUCACGAGGUCGUGGUGGAUCAAGUGGUAGCAGUGGUGGAUCACGAGUUCGUGGUGGAUCAAGUGGUAGCAGUGGUGGAUAUGGAGGCAGUGGUGGAUCAAGAAGCAGUGGUGGAUCAAGAAGCAGUGGUGGAUCAGGUGAUCUUGGUGGAUCAGGAAGCAGUGGUGGAUCAAGUGGAGGUGAAUAUAGGGGAAGUACUGGAACUAGAUUUACCAGUGGAUCAAGUGGAAGCAGUGAUGGAUCCCUAGGUCGUGGUGGAUCAAGUGGAAACAGUGGUGGAUCCCAAGGUCGUGGUGGAUCAAGUGGCAGCAGUGGAUCACGAGGAACUGCUAGUGGAGUGAGCCACUUUAAUAUUGGUGGUGGAUCAGGACACAGUGGUGGAUCAGGUGGUCUUGGUGGAUCAGGAAGCAGUGGUGGAUCAAGUGUAGGUGAAUAUAGAGGAAGUACUGGAACUGGAUUUACCAGUGGAUCAAGUGGAAGCAGUGGUGGAUCCCGAGGCCGUGGUGGAUCAGGUGGUCUUGGUGGAUCAGGUGGUCUUGGUGGAUCAGGUGGUCUUGGUGGAUCAGGUGGUCUUGGUGGAUCAGGUGGUCAUGGUGGAUAUGGAGGAAGUGGAUCAGUUGACAGCAGUGGUGGAUUUGGAGUGUCUUCUAGUGGAGUGAGCCACUUUGGUGGAUCAGGGAUCAGUGGAUCAAGUGGCAUCAGUGGAGGAUUUGGAAGCAGUGGAUCACAAGGUGCAAGUGGAGUGAGCCACUUCAGUAUUGGUGGUGGAUCAGGAAGCGGAUCACUUGACAGCAGUGGUGCCUCUGGAAGCAUUGGAUCAGGUGGAAGUGAUGGAAGCAGUAGUGGAUCACGAGGUCGUGGUGGAUCAAGUGGUAGCAGCGGUGGAUAUGAAGGCAGUGAUGGAUCAGGUGGACGUGGUGGAUCAGGAAGCAGUGGUGGGUCCCGAGGUCGUGGUGGAUCAAGUGGCAGCAGUGGAUCACGAGGAACUGCUAGUGGAGUGAGCCACUUUAGUAUAGGUGGUGGAUCAGGCGGCAGUGGUGGAUCAGGUGGCUUUGGUGAAUCAGGAAGCAGUGGUGGAUCAGGAGGUAGUGGUGGAUAUGGAGGCGGUGGUGGAUCAGGUGGUAGUGGUGGAUCAGGAGGCGGAGAUGGAUUAGGUGGUCUUGGUGGAUCAGUUGGUCUUGGUGGAUAUGGAGCCAGUGGAUCAGUUGACAGCAGUGGUGGAUUUGGAGUUUCUUCUAGUGGAGUGAGCCACUUUGGUGGAUCAGGGAUCAGUGGAUCAAGUGGCAGCAGUGGUACCUUUGGAAGCAGUGGAUCACGAGGAACGUCAAGUGGAGUGAGCCACUUUGGCACUAGUGGUGGAUCAGGAGGGAGUGGUGGAUUAACAGGAACUGGUGGAUCAGCAGGAAGCAGUGGAUCAGGUGGAAGGGGUUCCAGUGGAGUAAGCCACUUUAGCAUAGGUAGUGGAUCAGGUGGAUCUGGUGGCAGUGGAUCAGACGACAGCAGUGAAUAUGGAACCACUGGUGGAUCAGGGGUAAGUGGAUCAAGUGGCACCAGUGGAGGAUUUGGAAGCAGUGGAUCACGAAGUACAAGUGGAGUGAGCCACUUCAGUAUUGGUGGUGGAUCAGGAAGCGGAUCACUUGAGAGCAGUGGUGCCUCUGGAAGCACUAGAUCAGGUGGAACUGGUGGAAGCAGUAGUGGAUCACGAGGUCGUGGUGGAUCACGAGUUCGUGGUGGAUCAAAUGGUCUUGGUGGAUCAGGAAGCAGUGGUGGAUAUGGAGGCAGUGGUGGAUCAGGUGGUCUUGGUGGAUCAGGUGGUCUUGGUGGAUCAGGUGGUCUUGGUGGAUCAGGUGGUCUUGGUGGAUCAGGAAGCAGUGGUGGAUCAAGUGGAGGUGAAUAUAGAGGAAGUACUGGAUCUGGAUUUACUAGUGGAUCAAGUGGAAGCAGUGGUGGAUCCCUAGGUAGUGGUGGAUCAAGUGGAAACAGUGGUGGAUUCCGAGGUCGUGGUGGAUCAAGUGGAAGUAGUGGAUCACGAGGAGCUGCUAGUGGAGUGAGCCACUUUAGUAUUGGUGGUGGAUCAGGAGUCAGUGGUGGAUCAGGUGGCUUUGGUGAAUCAGUUGGUCUUGGUGGAUUUGGAAGCAGUGGUGGAUCAGGAACUGCUAGUGGAGUGAGUCACUUUACCGUUGGUAGUGGAUCAGGUGCUCUUGGUGGAUCAGGAAGCAGUGGUGGAUCACGAGCUCGUGGUGGAUCAAGUGGAAGCAGUGGUGGAUCAGGAGGCAGCGGUGGAUCAGGUGGUUUUGUUGGAUCAGGUGGUCAAGGUGGGUAUGGAGGAAGUGGAUCAAUUGACAGCAGUGAUGGAUUUGGAGUGUCUUCUAAUGGAGUGAGCCACUUUGGUGGAUCAGGGAUCAGUGGAUCAAGUGGCACCAGUGGAGGAUUUGGAAGCAGUGGAUCACGAGGUACAAGUGGAGUGACCCACUUUGGAAUUAGUGGUGGAUCAGCGGGUAGUGGUGGAUCAGCAGGAGUUGGUGGAUCAGCGGGGAGCGGUUUUAGUGGAGUGAGCCACUUUAGCAUAGGUGGUGGAUCAGGUGGAUCUGGCGGCAGUCGAUCGGACGACAGCAGUGAAAAUGGAAGUUCUGGUGGAUCAGGGAUAAGUGGAUCAAGUGGCAUUAGUGGAGGAUUUGGAAGCAGUGGAUCACUAGGUACAAGUGGAGUGAGCCACUUUAGUGUUAGUGGUGGAUCAAGUGGCAGCGGUGGAUCACGAGGAACUGCUAGUGGAGCGAGUCACUUUACCGUUGGUGGUGGAUCAGGUGGUCUUGGUGGAUCAGGAAGCAGUGGUGGAUCACGAGCUCGUGGUGGAUCAAGUGGAAGCAGUGGUGGAUAUGGAGGCAGUGGUGGAUCAGUAGGUCUUGAUGGAUCAGGAAUCAGUGGUGGAUCAGUAGGUCUUGAUGGAUCAGGAAGCAGUGGUGGAUCAAGCGGAAGUAGUGGUGGAUCAAGUGGAAGCAGAGGUGGAUCCCGAGGUCGUGGUGAAUCAAGUGGCAGCGGUGGAUCACGAGGAACUGCUAGUGGAGUGAGCCACUUUAGUAUUGGUAGUGGAUCAGGAGGCAGUGGUGGAUCAGGUGGUCGUGGUGGAUCAGGAGGCAGUGGUGGAUCAAGUGGUCUUGGUGGAUCAGGAGGCAGUGGUGGAUCAAGUGGAGGUGAAUAUAGAGGAAGUACUGUAACUGGAUUUACCAGUGGAUCAAGUGGAAGCAGUGGGAGAUCCCGAGGUCCUGGUGGAUCAAGUAGAAGCAGUGGGGGAUCCCGAGGUCCUGGUGGAUCAAGUGGAAGUAGUGGAGGAUCAAGUGGAAUCAGUGGAUCACGAGGUACAAGUGGACUGAGUCACUUUGGUGUUAGUGAUGGAUCAAGUGGUCACGGUGGAUCAGCGGGCAGCAGUGCUCCUAGUGGAGUGAGCCACUUUAGCAUUGGCGGUGGAUCAGGAGGCAGUGGAUCAAGUGGCAGCAGUGGUAGAUCAGGUGGUCAUGGUGGAUCAGGUAGUUUUGGUGGAUCAGGUGGUCAUGGUGAAUCAGAAGGUUUUGGGGGACUUGGCAGUGUUAGUGGAUCAGGAGGUAGAAGUGGAUAUGGAGGUGUUGGUGGAUCAGGAGGUGUUGGUGGAUCAGGAGGUGUUGGUGGAUCAGGAGGUGUUGGUGGAUCAGGAGGUGUUGGUGGAUCAGGAGGUGUUGGUGGAUCAGGAGGUGUUGGUGGAUCAGGAGGUGUUGGUGGAUCAGGAGGUGUUGGUGGAUCAGGAGGUUUUGGUGGAUCAGGUGUUGGUGGAUCAGAUGUUGGUGGAUCAGGAGGCAGAGGUGGAUACGGAGGCGUUAGUGGAUCAGGAGGGAGGGGUGGAUCAGGUGUUGGUGGAUCAGGAAGCAGAGGUGGAUCAGGAGGUAUUGGUAGAUCAGGAAGCAGAGGUGGAUCAGGAGGCAGAGGUAGGUCAGGAAUUGCUGGUGGAUCAGGAAGCAGCAACGCUGCUAGUGUGAAUCACUUUACCGUCAACACUGGAUCAGCUACUGGUGGAUCAGCAGGAACAAGUGGAUUUGGUAAUUCUGGAUCAGAUGGUCGUGGUGGAUCAGGAGGAAGUGGUGGAUUUGAGGGCAGUGGAUCAGGUGGUGGAUUAGGGGGAUAUGGCGGCAGUGGAUCAAGUGGUGGGUCAGGUGGAUUUGGUGGCAGUGGAUCAAGUGGAUUUGGUGGCAGUGGAUUAGGUGGUAGUGGUGGCAGUGGAUUAGGUGGUAGUGGUAGAUUUAGUGGCAGUGGAUCAGGUGGUAGUGGUGGAUUUGGUGGCAGUGGAUUAGGUAGUGGAUCAGGUGGAUAUGGCGGCAGUGGAUCAGGUGGUAGUGGUGGAUUUGGUGGCAGUGGAUCAGAUGGUAGUGGAGGAUUUGGUGGUAGUGGAUUAGGUAGUGGAUCAGGUGGAUAUGGCGGCAGUGGAUCAGGUGGUAGUGGUGGAUUUGGUGGGAGUGGAUCAGAUGGUAGUGGUGGAUUUGGUGGCAGUGGAUUAGGUAGUGGAUCAGGUGGAUAUGGCGGCAGUGGAUCAGGUGGUAGUGGUGGAUUUGGUGGCAGUGGCUCAGAUGGUAGUGGUGGAUUUGGUGGCAGUAGAUCAGAUGGUAGUGGUGGAUUUGGUGGCAGUGGAUCAGGUGGUAGUGGUGGAUUAGGUGGUAGUGGUGGAUUUGGUGGUAGUGGAUCAGGUGGUAGGGGAGGAUCAGCUGGACGAGGUAAACCCGGCAGCCAUGGAGGCGUGGGUGGUGCUAGUGACGUGGGUAGUGCUGGAGGCUUCGGUGGUGUUGGAGGCGUGGGUGGUUUUGGAGGCGUGGGUGGCUUUGGAGGCGUGGGUGGUUUUGGAGGCUUGGGUGGUUCUGGAGGUGUGGGUCCUGACGGCCCCAGCGGUUCUUAUCCUUCAGGCUCUGGCGGGACGUCUUCAGGAAGAACCACCGGUUCUGGAGGCUCGGGCGGGAGGUCUUCAGGUAAAACCACCGGAGCUGGAGGCUCUUCGGGAAGAACGAGUGGUGUUACAGGUAGCAGGAAGACCACCGUGACGGGGGGACCUUCCCUGGUGACCAAACUCACCCCGGCCAGCAAGUUCCAGCGCUUCGGUCCCGGCGGACGACGUGACUUCGAUGACUCUCUGGGCCCCGAGGUAUGCGAAAGAGCAGGGCUCUUCCGUCACCCAGAUACCUGUGAUAAGUUCUACGAGUGUUACUGGGACAGGUGGGUGGAACGCUUCACUCUACACGUCUUUGACUGUCCCAUCACCAUAGUCUACGAUUCCGGCAUCACCGCCUGCAACUGGCCUUUCAAUGGACCUCCUUGUACGGACACGAACACCAUUUAAGUACACACGUCUCUCAACUCAGCCAUAUUCCCCUAAACAGAAAACUGGCUCGCAUAUUUAGCCAUCAAUUGGCCUAAAAUAUAUAUAUAACUAGUGCUCUCACACUAUUCUCUCUACCACUGAGCUAUAGGCCGGCCUCUCGUCCCAUUAUUCUGAUAAUAUAACAAGAAGAGUACAGUAUUAUACCAUGUAAGUGAAUGCGCUUACUCUGGUCUCCCAUAAUUCUCUGUCUACUAAAACAAAUGCCCAUCUCCAUGUAGUAUUUAUCGGGAAUUAUUUAUUUGAGUAUUUAUUGAGUUCCACCCUCAGUGCCAUAAUUGGGUGGAUGUUCCAACAGCAGACUGGUGGCACUGUUGGGAGUGCAGGUGGCACUCUGUUGAGAGUGCAGAUGCCACCUCUAGACGAUUGUGCCAAAAAGUGAACUACUCUAAGGCAGGGGCGGCAGACAAGCCACCACCCACACAACACUGGGUGGCAGGGGUGGCAGACAAGCCACCACCCACCCAACACUGGGUGACAGGCAAGCCACCACCCACACAACACUGGGUGGCAGGCAAGCCACCACCCACAAACACUGUGUGGCAGGGGUGGCAGACAAGCCACCACCCACCCAACACUGGGU
Messenger RNA from Cherax quadricarinatus, 9314 nucleotides. The record is from RefSeq and is a predicted model, not a curated record. NCBI's taxonomy places the organism in Eukaryota, Metazoa, Arthropoda, Malacostraca, Decapoda, Parastacidae.